GGGAAUCCGCACGGGCGAGGGGCUAUGGUCUUUGCCGGCGGGCGGGGCCAGUACGAGGGUGAGUGGGUGCACGGGCAGAUGCAAGGGAGCGGCGCGUAUGUCGAGGCGAACGGGGAGCGGUACGUCGGCGGCUUCUUUGCUGGGGAGCGGAACGGGCGCGGCUCGUACUUUUACGACACUGGCGACGUCUACACGGGAGAGUAUGCGCGUGGCUUGCGACACGGCGACGGCCGAAUGGAGUACUCGAACGGCGACGCGUGCGAAGGACGGUGGGACGGCGGCGUCAUGACGGGGCCGGCGACGUACACGUACGCGAGCGGCGAGGCGGAGCUCUCGUGGCACCACGGCGGAGCGGAAGGCGAGGGCGUC
Emiliania huxleyi CCMP1516 is the source of this 369-nucleotide messenger RNA. RefSeq lists its product as hypothetical. Lineage: Eukaryota; Haptophyta; Isochrysidales; Noelaerhabdaceae. The annotation marks the transcript as partial. The transcript has a single exon. The record is from RefSeq and is a predicted model, not a curated record. Gene Ontology annotation, cellular component: cytosol.